AUGACACCUAUUACAACCUCCGCUAUCUCGUUCCUUGCAGGUGUCGCGGUGCUGGGACUUGUUCCAGUCGCCCUUGGUCAUGGCAACGACAUGGAGAUGGACAUGGAGAUGGGCAUGGGUACGGGCAUGAACAUGAGCAUGGGCACGGGCAUGAACACGACCGCAGAUUCAUACCCCCCAACCUACUUCGCUCUUGAAGACCAUAGAGCGGCCAUAUUCGGCCACAUAUCUCUGAUGGUGCUCGCUUGGGUGUUUAUGUUGCCAGCCGCUGUAAUGCUUUCCCUUGCCCGGUCACGAUACACACUGGCCCUUCAAUUCGUCUUCGUUGUGACAAACGCGUCGGGUGUCCUAGUUGGGACGAUAUAUAAUGCGAACACUCCCGACCUAUAUCCGAACAAUGCGCACCACAAGCUAGGCUGGCUCGUCACCUGGGUGGUCCUUGUGCAAAUUGGCAUUGGUCUACUAGGGCGUAUCGCUGGAACGUUGAAGAACAAUGCCGGGCAAUUACAACAUGGCGGCGAGCGGCAGUCAUUCAUCCCAGUUUCGACUGCGGCACUCGAGGAACACGAGCGCAACGACGAGUCGCGUUUCCCAAAGUUCUUCCGUCUCUCAAACGACAGCGGCCAGGGUACAGAGCCGAAUACAGAGUCUCUGAGAAGCCACUCCCUAUCCUCGGGCCCGCCGUCCCCGCAUCCGGAUGCCGGGAAGGAGUAUGAGGACGACCAGGAGGAUGAUGACCUCGAGGCUCGUCUUCCAGCCUCAGCCCGUCGCCGUGGAUUGUACGCGCUCGCGGGCAAGAUUGCAUGCAAGCUUUCGACGCGAACAUGGAAGGUCAUGCUCUUCACCUACAACUUCAUCGACCGCACAAUCCUGAUCCUCGGCUUUAUUGCGCUGUCGACAGGUGUUGUUACAUUCGGCCGAUUCUUCGAGGGCCGAGAAAUCUUCAAUGGCCUUGCGCAUUGGAUCAAGGGCGGUGUUUUCUUCUGGCUCGGAAUCCUCACCCUCGGCCGCUGGGCUGGCUGUUUCGGCGAGCUGGGAUGGGCAUGGAACAUUCGCCCAAGGACAGUUGGACAGAAGUGGAGGCCAUCCUCCGAGUUCGUUGAGAGCGCGCUCAUAUUCAUCUAUGGCUCGACGAAUAUCUUCCUCGAACAUAUCAGCAAUUGGGGUAGCGAAUGGUCUGCACAUGACCUAGAGCACAUAUCGAUCACCGUGUUGUUUAUCGGUGGUGGUCUUUGUGGCAUGCUGAUCGAGUCUACCCGCAUCCGAGACCUCCUCAACACCACGGUCACCGAGGCCACUCAUUCUUAUCCCGAGCAUGCAUAUUCCGACGAGGAGCGCGACGAGCUGCUUCCUCCGAGGCAGUAUUCUUUUUCCAUGAACCCCAUCCCAGCUUUGGUGAUCCUAUUGCUGGGCAUCAUGAUGGGCUCCCAUACCCAGGGGAGCAUGAUCUCCUCCAUGGUUCACAAGCAAUGGGGUGACCUCUUCGCGGGCGCUUCGCUCGCUCGAGGACUCACCUACGUGAUCAUGUAUCUCAAGCCGCCACAAUCCAUCCUGCCUUCGCGCCCACCGACAGAGCUUCUCACCGCAUUCGGUCUGAUUACGGGCGGCAUCAUUUUCAUGGCAAGCAGCGCCGACACCAUCAGGGGAAUGAUCCACUACCGUCUGGACGCCAUGUUCAUGUAUACCGUCACCAUGGGUCUUGUCGGGCUCUUGAUGGCCUGGGUCAUCGUCUGCAUUGCGCUCAAGGGCUGGGCUCUUCGCAAGGAAGCAGCCCAAGACAAGCAGAGGGUAAUCCUCUCCUCGGACACCGGACACUUCUCUCUCAUCCGGGCAUUACACCUUGCAGAUCUGAUCACAGAGCUGAAUGGUCUCUGCGGCAUUAUGUCCAUUUUCUCGUCGAUGCGCUACCUCUUGGACGGCGAUUCCUCGCUUGGAAACCUCUACGCAGCACUUGGGUUGCUUCCUCUCGGGCUCUUUUUUGACUUCAUGGACGGCAAGGUCGCGCGCUGGCGUAAGAAGAGCAGCAUGAUGGGACAAGAGCUGGACUCGCUGGCAGAUCUGAUCUCAUUCGGCGUCUCCCCCGCCGUGGUAGCGUUCGCCAUCGGACUACGGACGCCGGUCGACCACCUGUGCCUCGCAUUCUUCGUGCUGUGCGGGCUGACGCGGCUGGCCCGAUUCAACGUGACGGUUGCCUCGAUACCCAAGGAUGGCACGGGCAAGUCCCAAUACUUUGAGGGCACCCCAAUCCCGACGACGCUGGCGCUCGACAUGCUGAUGGGGUGGUGGGCCUGGUCCGGACAGAUUCACGACGCCAUACCCGGAGGGGUCGUGUUUGCUGGCUCGGCGUUCGAGCUACACCCCGUCGUGCUGCUGUUUGUGCUUCAUGGAUGUGCGAUGACGAGCAGGACGAUUCACAUCCCGAAGCCCUGA
Messenger RNA from Phialemonium atrogriseum, 2430 nucleotides. RefSeq lists its product as uncharacterized. The record is from RefSeq and is a predicted model, not a curated record. The transcript is spliced from 9 exons. Gene Ontology annotation, molecular function: phosphotransferase activity, for other substituted phosphate groups. Gene Ontology annotation, cellular component: membrane. Gene Ontology annotation, biological process: phospholipid biosynthetic process. NCBI's taxonomy places the organism in Eukaryota, Fungi, Ascomycota, Sordariomycetes, Cephalothecales, Cephalothecaceae. The coding region runs from base 1 to 2430 and encodes 809 amino acids.